Molecule: messenger RNA, 1184 nt
Organism: Pogoniulus pusillus (Red-fronted tinkerbird)
Lineage: Eukaryota; Metazoa; Chordata; Aves; Piciformes; Lybiidae
Gene: TAGLN
Product: transgelin
Exons: 5
Coding region: 91-693 (200 amino acids)
Molecular function (GO): protein binding
Source: RefSeq, a predicted model, not a curated record
GUCGACGGCCCUACCGCGCACUUCACCGGCUCCCGGUCCCGCACCGCCCGCGCCUCCCGCAGCAGCGCCCGUCUCCCGCCCACCGCAGACAUGGCAAACAAGGGCCCGGCCUAUGGCAUGAGCAGGGACGUGCAGUCCAAGAUCGAGAAGAAGUACGACGACGAGCUGGAGGAGCGGCUGGUGGAGUGGAUCGUGGCGCAGUGCGGCUCCUCCGUGGGCCGCCCCGAGCGGGGCCGCCUGGGCUUCCAGGUCUGGCUGAAGAACGGCAUCGUCCUCAGCCAGCUGGUGAACAGCCUCUACCCUGCCGGCUCCAAGCCCGUGAAGAUCCCCGACGCGCCCCCGACCAUGGUGUUCAAGCAGAUGGAGCAGAUCGCUCAGUUCCUCAAGGCGGCUGAGGACUAUGGCGUGGUCAAGACGGACGUGUUCCAGACCGUCGACCUCUUUGAAGCCAAGGACAUGGCAGCGGUGCAGAGGACGCUGAUGGCCCUGGGGAGCCUGGCGGUCACCAAGAACGACGGCAACUACCACGGGGACCCCAGCUGGUUCAUGAAGAAGGCGCAGGAGCACAAGCGGGAGUUCACCGAGAGCCAGCUGAAGGAGGGCAAGAACGUCAUCGGCCUACAGAUGGGCAGCAACAAGGGCGCGUCACAGGCGGGCAUGAGCUACGGCCGGCCCCGGCAGAUCAUCAGCUAGGCAGCCGCUCCCCGCCGCCCCCAGCCCUCCCGCCGCCGCCGGGAGAGCAGCCCCGGCCGGCACCUCCGUCUCCGCUCCCCCGGCCCAGCGCGCCGCAGAGCCGCCCCUCACCCGCUGGUAUUUAUUGGAAGGAAAGCGCCAGCCAGCCCCAGCGCCCCUCCAGCGCCAAAGGCAGCAUGUGCCCAGCCCCGGGGGCGCCGGGGCAGCCGCUCCCCGCCGGCCUCGCACGCCCCCGCCGACCCCUCGCCCAGCCCCGCCGCCAGCCGGUCCCGUCCCCGCCGCGCUCGCUGGCACCCACGGGUGCCCCGCUGCCCUCUCCGGGGCCGGAGGGUGGGAAGGGUGCGAGCCCCGACCCCCGGAGCCGCCCUGCCCCGCCCGCAGCCCCACACGAGCCCCGCGCCACCGCCGCCGAGAUCCUUGCAACGGGGAGAGAAGAGAACUGGCCUCGGGUUUGUACUUCGUUUUCGUCAACAUUAAAGGGUCUUCAUCUA